Messenger RNA from Phalacrocorax carbo (great cormorant), 5141 nucleotides. The record is from RefSeq and is a predicted model, not a curated record. Lineage: Eukaryota; Metazoa; Chordata; Aves; Suliformes; Phalacrocoracidae.
CAGUCGCUGAGGGAAAUGGCAUACAUUCAGAGGAAGCCAUGUAUAGAGAGUCCUUCACCCUGAUGCUUGGAUAGGUUCUACCACCCUUUUUAAAAAAGUUACAGAUGCAAGUGGACUUGCAUCUCACCACUGAUGUUCUCAGCCUGGACCGUUCCUCGGACAUAACUUCACAUGCUAUUUCCACUGCAAGACACUAACCUGCAGCACAGCGAGGAGAUGGUAACAGGUCUGCAGAGACCAUAUAUCAGAACUGUAUCAGCCACUCUGUCAUCACAGAAGUCUUGUACUGCAUAGCUUCUCUCAGUCAUAUCAAAUGACUCAGUGGUAUCAGCUACAGCAACUUGAUUCCAAGUUUUUGGAGCAAGUUCACCAGCUAUACGAUGACAGCUUUCCUAUGGAGAUCAGGCAGUACCUGGCACAGUGGCUGGAAAACCAGGACUGGGAACAUGCAGCCAACAACAUAUCUUUUGCUACGGUGUUAUUCCAUGACCUGCUGUCACAGCUUGAUGAUCAAUUCAGUAGAUUCUUGAUAGAAAACAACUUUUUGCUGCAACACAACAUAAGGAAAAGCAAACGAAAUCUUCAGGAUAACUUCCAAGAAGACCCAAUACAUAUGGCAAUGAUCAUCUACAACUGCCUGAAAGAAGAGAGGAAAAUACUGAACAGUGCCCAGCUGUCAAAUCAGAUGGAAGUAGGGAGCUUACAGAACACCAUGAUCGGGAUGCUGGACAAGCAGAAAGAGCUUGAUGCAAAAGUUAAGGCUGUAAAAAACAGCGUUAUCGACGUGGAGCAAGACAUCAAGACAUUAGAAGAUAUGCAAGAUGAAUAUGACUUUAAAUGUAAAACCUUGCAGAACAGAGAGCAUGAGUCCAACAGCGCGUCACAAGAGGAAUAUAAGAAAGAACAGAUGAAUCUCAACAAGAUGUUUUUAUCACUUGACCUCAAGAGAAAGGAAGUGGUGAACAAGAUAGUACAGCUGCUGAACACCACAGAGCACACACAGAGUGCUCUUAUUAAUGAGGAGCUGGUGGAGUGGAAACACAGGCAACAGACUGCAUGCAUUGGUGGCCCACCCAAUGCCUGUCUUGAUCAGCUGCAGAACUGGUUCACCAUUGUUGCUGAAAGUCUACAGCAAGUUCGUCAGCAGCUCAAAAAGCUUGAGGAACUGGAACAGAAAUUUACCUACGACCCUGAUCCCAUCACAAAAAAUAAACAAGUUCUGCAGGACCGAACACACAGUCUUUUCAAACAACUCAUCCAGAGCUCCUUUGUGGUAGAGAGGCAGCCUUGCAUGCCAACACAUCCUCAGAGGCCAUUAGUCCUGAAGACAGGAGUACAGUUUACUGUAAAGCUGAGAUUGCUGGUGAAAUUGCAGGAAUUGAACUACAACUUGAAAGUGAAAGUGUUAUUUGAUAAAGAUGUAAGUGAGAAGAACUCAGUCAAAGGGUUCAGGAAAUUUAAUAUUUUGGGAACAAACACAAAAGUAAUGAAUAUGGAGGAAUCUACUAAUGGAAGUCUAGCAGCAGAAUUCAGGCACUUGCAACUCAAAGAACAGAAAAAUGCAGGAAGCAGAACCAAUGAGGGUCCUCUCAUUGUAACAGAAGAACUGCACUCUCUGAGUUUUGAGACACAGCUCUGCCAGCCUGGCUUGGUAAUAGACCUAGAGACCACAUCCCUUCCCAUUGUUGUGAUCUCAAAUGUGAGCCAGCUUCCAAGUGGAUGGGCUUCUAUCUUAUGGUUCAACAUGCUGUCUACUGAUCUAAAGAACUUAUCCUUCUUUCUGAAUCCACCUUGUGCAAAGUGGUCUAAACUUUCUGAAGUUCUGAGUUGGCAGUUUUCUUCUGUAACAAAGAGAGGACUUAAUGCUGAUCAGCUGAGCAUGCUGGGAGAGAAGCUACUUGGGCCAACAAGUGGAGGAUCUCACGAUGGGCUCAUUCCUUGGACAAGAUUCUGCAAGGAAAAUAUAAAUGAUAAAAACUUCCCUUUUUGGCUGUGGAUUGAAGGAAUCCUGGAGCUUAUUAAGAAACACCUCCUGUGUCUCUGGAAUGAUGGCUGCAUCAUGGGUUUCAUCAGUAAAGAGAAAGAACGUGCUUUAUUGAAGGACCAGAGUCCAGGAACAUUUUUACUAAGAUUCAGUGAAAGCAGCAGAGAGGGAGCCAUCACAUUUACUUGGGUGGAAGGAUCUCAGAAUGAGCCCCAGUUUCAUUCGGUAGAGCCGUAUACCAAGAAGGAGCUCUCUGCUGUUACUUUCCCUGAUAUCAUUCGCAACUACAAAGUGAUGGCAGCUGAAAACAUUCCUGAAAAUCCACUGAGAUUUCUGUACCCCGAUAUACCCAAAGACAAUGCCUUUGGCAAAUACUACUCCAGGCCUAAGGAGGCACCAGAGCCUAUGGAUUUGGAUGGUCCCAAAGGAAAUGGCUACAUCAAGACUGAGUUAAUCUCUGUAUCUGAAGUCCACCCUUCCAGGCUCCAGUCUCCAGAAAAUCUGCUCCCCAUGUCUCCUGAAGACUUUGAUCAGGUGUCUUGGAUGGUGGGCCCAUCAGAGAUUGACACUGUGAUGUGCUCAGCAUAUUCAACUUAAAGGUUGAACUUUUUACUGCAUCAACACAGCUGAUUAGCUUAUGCGUCCCGCUCUGCAGUCAAUGACUUGGUGACAUGCUUCACUCCAAUUCUUUGGUCUCUCAGCCUGAAGGUCCAGUCGCAAUUUUUAAUUAAUGGGAAUAUAAACAGCAGUCUGGGUAGCCUCCUUACAUGCGCUUUUUUGUUUAGAAGUUCUUUGUUAAAGAAUUUCCAGUGAGCAGGAUACUGUACCAGAGCAGAGGAAGAAAGCAGGAUAGGAAUGAGAGGUCCUCAGCAAGCGAUGGGAGAAACAUGCAUGUUUUUUUUUGUUUAAGGGAAUUAGUUAAAGUUUAAAACAGUUGGCUGUACACAGAAGGCUUCAAAGGAAAGCUAGUUCUUUUGCAGAGGUUCUGUUCAGAAAGCUGGUACCUUCUGUGUAACUGCUUCUGAAGAACUUUCACAGCUCUGAAUUCUCAUCUGCAUCACAGAAAGAAGACAAACACUCUGCAGGUAUAUGCCACACUGAAUCCAUGCGCUGCUGAAGUUUGCUGGUUUUAUCUUUUCUAAGGGCAUGGCAUACUGAGAGAACAUAAGCCAGAAAUGUUAUCUGCAUUUCAUUUUUGCUUGUUUCUUAAGGCAAGGUCUUCUUGCAUAGGGCAUUUGGCAUGAUCUUUCUCAUAAAGAGCGCUGCUUAGGACACCACCUUAAAGCUGCAUUGGCAUGUGCUGAGUUUGCCACUCCACGUGUACAAUCAAGACUAUUCCUCUACAGGCUGGAAUCAUGCUGUCCAGCAGCAGCAUUGGACAAAACGAGAACCUACUCUUAAAAAGUACAAAAGCAAUUGGAGUAUGUUUUUACUUACUGUGCUUAAUCUAGCGAGGUGAGGACCUGGUCACUUGUAUCUUCUACAAUAACACAUGCCCCAUUUAGGUUAUAACAGGUGAAUUGGAACCUAGUUUUCUCAUGCACCAUAAACCAGAGCUUUAUUUAACUGUUGAUUUGAAUAGCUAUAAGACCCUACAGGCUUUGAUAAUGAACUGUUUUUGCCAUUAGGGAUGAGGCACAGGGAAGUGAAGAAGUUAAAUUUAUACUGAGUAAAGGCUGCAUGACAUGCAAUCGCUAGUACUUAAAGGCUGAAGUUGUGCUUCCACCAGAGGAGAACAGGUUUGUUUCUCUGCAUGUUUGAAGAUAAGUAACAACUCACAGUUAAGAGGAAAGGUUGUCUUAAGCAGCUGGUCUCUUGGACUAAGGGCGUGGAUUAGUCCAGACUGCUAACUAGCACGCAGCUGAGCAUAGGGGCUGCAGAGCGCUCAUGCUCGCUCCAGAGGUCCCUCCAACCUCAACCCACGUGUGACACAGCUGCUACUGCAGCUUCUCAGCCCACUGCUCUCUCUUCCCAGUGCCUGGGAGGGCAGUGGUGGCCCCUGUGCCUCACAGGGAUCGCAGAGCUACUGCUCUACCGUUCAGCAAUACUAGAUCCAUCAGCCGCUGCUUAGAAAAUAAACGACUGGUUCAGUUUAGUGUGUGGUGCCCAGGAAGACUAAUGUCCCCCCAGCAAAAGCUCUGGAGAAAGAAAAUAUCAAAUACCUAGGGCAUGUAACGUAGGUAUUUAAACAGAAAGCAUUGCUAAACUGACAUUUUUUGCUGCCCUGGAUUACAACAGUUAACAGUGCUACACAGAAUAUCACAAGUGGUGACUUAAUGCUUUUAGCUUGUAACUAGCUGAAUGUAUAUCUUAACUGUAAUACAAAAGUCAAGUAUUUGUUUCUUGAGCUACACCUUGUACUCAUGGUCUAUAUGAAGCAGUUUGUUUUCAUUACUUUUAUACUUCAGUUUUAUUGACCAGGGUGAAAUUUUGUGAGAUCUAAAGCAAUGGCUUUGUCUUCACACAGCCAGAAGUUCUAAAAGCAAUGGGUUUUCUCUCCAGUGGAAUAUUCUUUUACCAUUUUAAAUAUAUGGAACUGUCAGUUGACACUUUUGCUCCUUCGCUUGUUUUCUGGCUACUUCUAUUACAAAGAUGAUGUAUCCGCCAGUAGUUUACUGCGUAUCUCAUUUUAAUUGUUUUGCGCAACUACACAAUUACAGCUCUGAAGCCAAAGGCAACAAAUGCUUUUGCCUCAUUGCCUUGUUGGAGGUCAGUCUGCAAUAGCGGGUUCUUAGAAGGUGGCUGUUAGACAUUUUUUUUUAUUGUUGCUCACAUCAUGUCACUUUUUUUUCUUCCCCAACCAAACUUUAGAAAUUCAAGUUGAGUUUAUUAGUUUGAGUUGAUGGGAUAACCAAUCUAUAGCUAAGCUUUGUGAGCUAUGAAGUGGGCCUACUGGUAUGUGAUUUUUCUCUGGGGCUAUUAAGUGACACAAUCCCUUGCCUCACACAUGUCAGGCUUUUAUUAACCACACAGCCAGAAGAAUAAUAAAAAGGAAAAAAAACUUUUGGUGAGAUGAAGGAUAGCAGGAGUGAAGAGUAGGCAAGAGAAAGCUGGAGCUGUUGAGGGCACUUAGCCAAUCCACUUAAUGCUAGGGUUCUUAACAAAAAGCAGAGCCGUGUCCUUUCACUGGUUAUCAGUGUAGGUUUUAAAAGAAAAA